Mya arenaria is the source of this 1276-nucleotide messenger RNA. RefSeq lists its product as uncharacterized. NCBI's taxonomy places the organism in Eukaryota, Metazoa, Mollusca, Bivalvia, Myida, Myidae. The coding region runs from base 91 to 672 and encodes 193 amino acids. The transcript has 5 exons. The record is from RefSeq and is a predicted model, not a curated record.
GUUGCGCCCCUUGUUUGUGAGUACGACAAUUAUUUUAUUUGACAUAGCUUGACAAAACACACAUAGUUCGGUACCAGGUUUGAGCAAAGCAUGACAGAUUCAGGAAGUACGGAGGAAGGGACAGUAAGCUCGCCGGGGAUAGGCAUGAGACUGUGCAUAGCUGGAAUUUCAGCCAAAUUCCCGUCAGUGCCAAAUAUUUCAACUGCAGAUCUUGCACAGCUUAUGAAAAACUCAUCAGGACAGUCAGCAGAUUCAGGAAAGCUUGUCAUUCUGGACACAAGACCAGAAGAAGAAUACAGCAUAAGUCGUAUUCCUGGUGCAACGCGUGUGGAUUACACUGAUGAGGUGAACAAUAUACUAGAAGCUGUACCUCAACUCGCCUCCAUAGAUAGCGAGACCAAAGUUGUGUGUUAUUGUUCUGUGGGCUAUCGGUCUUCACUUGUUGCUGAUAAGCUGAACAAGUUCUUUGAGAAUUCAGGGGCUGCACCUACUCAACCAAAAGUGACCAACCUUGAAGGCAGUUUAUUCAAAUGGGCCAAUGAAAAUAGACCUCUAGUGGAUGAAAAAGGGGAGAGAACUGUAUAUGCUCAUCCAUACAAUGCUGUGUAUGGUAAACUGUUGAACAGCGAGCUCAGAAAAAGUUUCCAUGACAAUAAGGACGCAAAAAUGUAGAAAUGCUGUGGGAUUAUGUAUUCUAAGGUGUCACAUCUGCCGACUAGAAGAUUUAUCUUUAAGUAAAAGAUGUUUUGUCCAAAUCACCGAUAAAAAAAAUCACCUAAAAAUUUCACCUCAUCGAUGAAAGUGCAGCAACUUUUGUAUUGCGAACUAAAUUUGUGUGCUAUAUAUCGUGUUUAAUCAUUGAGUUUAUAUCAGAAAUACCUGAAUUGGAUGAAACUAUGUUUAUUAGAAAAUGUGUGGUGGUAGCGCGAUUGAUUGAAAAUAAUGUUAAGAUUUUCUGUUGUAAUUGUACCUAUUUAUAACUGAUUGUUUGUUAUGUGUGUAAUUUUGAUAAUUGAUCAAACAUAAUGUUAAUUGAAGAUUUUCUGUUAUUAUUGUACCUAUUUAUAACCGAUUGUUUGUUAUUUGUGUAAAUUGUCAAGACUACAUGUAUAUCAGAACAAUACCAACAUACAUGUAUAAGACAAAGACAUAUUUGAUGAUUAUGAAAUCUACCCAAUUCUUUCCGAUUUUAGAAAAUAUAUUUUUUUAUCAUAUAAGUAAGUAGAAAUGUUAUUUUGCUUGCUUAUUGUAUUUAUUUGUACAUGUAUUGUUUGAA